This is a messenger RNA of Colletotrichum graminicola M1.001, 3528 nucleotides long. Its product is annotated as F-box domain-containing protein. The transcript is spliced from 2 exons. Bases 1 to 3528 code for a protein of 1175 amino acids. Gene Ontology annotation, cellular component: proteasome regulatory particle, base subcomplex; nucleus; cytosol. Gene Ontology annotation, molecular function: polyubiquitin modification-dependent protein binding. Lineage: Eukaryota; Fungi; Ascomycota; Sordariomycetes; Glomerellales; Glomerellaceae. Gene Ontology annotation, biological process: proteasome-mediated ubiquitin-dependent protein catabolic process. The record is from RefSeq and is a predicted model, not a curated record.
AUGCAACAUUGGCCGACCGAGUCUUCAGAAACCCAGCAUCAACAAGACAACCCCUCAACAUCCUCUUCUCUCCUUCAGCAUGGCCCUUCUCAACGCCACCAGCCGACCGGCGUCGCCCAACUUCGCCGCGACGACUCGGGCAGCGCGUCCCCGCGUUCCGUUCCAGACACCGCCGGCCGCCAUGCAUCGCUCGAUGCCGUCAGCGCCGACCAGCUUGACGAGAGGCUUCGACGGCUGAGCGUCCCCGAUACUGCGUUUUCCGAAGCUCACCAAGGCGUUAUUGCUGGUCAGCGAGUGAUUGAAUACGAAAAUGCCUUGACGCCGUCCACGCCUCGGCACCCACUGGGCUUCAAGGUCAUUAAGCGAUCUGACCCUCGACCUGAUGGCGUACAGCUUACAGACUUUCCCAAUGAAAUUUUGACCCAUAUCCUGUCGCACCUGCAUCCCGACUCUCACUCGGCGAUAUCUCUCGUGUCGAAGCGCUUUUACUCCCUCGUCACGACUCCACAUGCGUGGCGAAUGGCGUUUUUGCGAUUCUUUCCGGGCCAUGACAGUUUGGUCACCAAGGCCGACCAGAGUCGCUCGGGGCCGUUGGACUACGACCCAUCCGACUUCGUCCGGUCUGAGGCGCGCUACUUUUCGCGUUUGACCUCCCUUGCGACUUGGAGGAGCGAAUACCUGCUCCGGACGCGUCUUCUGCGGGGCCUCAUCAGAGGUAAACCAGGAACCAAGUCUGGAGGAAUUGGCGCCUCCGCCCGGGGCGGCAAGAAGACGAGUGCCGUCCUGACGUACAACUCGAAGCUGCCAUGGGCCGUGACCCACCUCCAUGCCGACUUCUCCGCGAAGAAGGCUCCCAGAGUUAUCCACGGUGCCUCGGACCUGGGCGUCGCGACUCUCAGCGAUCCCUUCAUCGGCAAGGUGGAGAAAUGGGGGUUCAGAGACCCCUUUUCCAUCCUCCAGCUCGACGAGGCGUUCCCCAACCUUGAGCCGUACGGUACAGGAGACGGCCCUGCCGCUUGCCCGAACCUCAUGGACGUCAGCCAUCCCUACGGCGUGCUGUCUGGCGAGGGUUUCCCGGGUGGCCGCGCGUACUACCGCCCGAUCAACGAGUUGCAUGGUCGAUACCUUGGCAGCGACACUGGUGUGGUCGACACCUAUCCCGACAUUCCCAGGAUCCCAGAGCUGUCGGAAGCGAUUUCGAGUAUUUGGCUCGCCAAAUCCGCCGCUGUUCCCAACAUGACGCACUCGACCGUCGGCAUCUUGACAGGCUCCACGCUCGGCAUUGUCACAUCAUAUGCUCUCCAUGGAACCGGGAGUGGUCCUCGGCAUCCGAACGGCGAGAUGACGGCGCGGUGGGUUCUCAGCCCCGGCGUGCCCAUCGUCUCAAUCAAGGUCGAUGAUCAGUACACGCAAAAGCGAAAGACUGCUCAGCGCAUUUGGGCCGUCGCCCUGAACGCUCUGGGCGAGAUAUACUACCUCGUCGACACGCCCAAGACCACCUUGAAUCGGUCAAAGGGCGAGGACGUAACCAAGAACGCGUGGUACGCAGCCCGCUCGGUUUACUGGAGGCUCGUAGAUGAAACGCGACGUCGGGCCAGGCCUGAUGAGUUUGACAAACACGCUCUCCGAGGCGCCUACUCUCCUAGAUCGCCAGCCGACGCCAUGAAGCUGAGCAAGGAGCAGCUCGUCGCAGAAGCACGCGAGAUUGAAAAAUUCUUGCGCUACAAGCCAUCCCAUUUCCGCAAGGUUUGCGAUGGCUGGGACAUGAGAAGAAGACUCGAGGUCGAUUUCGCAAACGACGAUGCCAGCAGUGCCGGAGAGGUCAUUGUUUCCAUCCAGUGUGGCCUUGACGAGACAACCCCGCCAAGCGUUACCCGCUACAUCAGGACUCUGUCUCGAACGCCUCGACCGACGCCAGAGGACUUGGAUGGUCCGGCCGAUCUCGCACAAGACACUCCCGAAGCGCCCAAGUCGAUAUUCGGGGCCGGCAAAGACUACCAGCCUGAAGCUAGGUUCACGACCGCUCCUGCUCCAGCGAUUGGCGAUGCAACGCCCAUUUCAUCAGGUUCGCUGACUCCGCAGGCGACGCUCAUCUCUUCGGACGAGUGGGCUGUUGCGGUAAUGGCACUUGGCAGCCAUGGCCAGUCGGAAAUCACUGCGUCUGCCCUUGACCUGUCAUCCCAUGCCCUCCUGACACUGUCCGAGGACCCUCUUCACUCUGGUCACAAAUCUACUGUUUCUCCUACCAUGAGUCCCCUGACUGCAGACUCUGUGGCCGAGAUCCCUGGUCGAAGAACGCGGAUGCUGGCCAUAGGUACCAAAGACGGAUCUGUCGUCGUCUGGAACUGUCGCGACCAGCGCAACUUGACAGAAGUGGCGCCCCUUCGUGUGAUUCAGACAGAGUCGCCAGAGAUCAGUUGCCUGGCCCUGACGGCGCUGUACCUGGUUCAUGGUGGAAGUGAUGGUCUGGUACAAGCAUGGGAUCCCUUGGCUUCCUCCCUCGAACCUCUCCGCACUCUGAACGGCCGGUCGAACGGGCGAGUUCCACGUCACAUGAUGACGAUGAACCCUUCCCUUCAGAGCGAUACCUACUCGGCUGCGCGGGCGAUCUAUCUCGACCCGGACCCUACUGUGCUGCGCGGCAUCACCUCCUUUGGCGCUUUCCUCCGUUACUGGGCCUACAGCGCAACCAGCCAGCGGCCAGGCCGCAAACGUCGCCUCCGACAUGCCGAUGUCCAUGGUCGACUCGCCACCCGUCGGCAGGGAGGAAACGUGUCGGGAUACAUAGCUGCCGAAACUGCAGAGCUGCGCCGCGAAGAAGAGCAAAAGGCUCGGGAAGACGCAUGGCUGCGCAACAGGUUCGGCGUCGGCGCCUUUGGCGAUUUGACCGAAGAGGAGGCUCUCCAGUACGCAGAGAUGAUUUCGCAGGAGACGCUUCUGCUCGAGGAGCAACGCCGUACUAGCGCCAGCGACACGGGUUCAGCCGCAGAGGCUGGCUUCGACACCGCUUCUUGCUUCAGCGAGAGCACAAUGGACACAGUCACCCCUGAGCCCAGCGUGACCGGCUUCACGCCGCCCCCUCCCGUUGCCGAGGAAGAGGACGAGUACGAACAGCAACUCCAGCAAGCGCUUCGCCUCUCCUUGAUGGAGGCCACAGAUGAUGUGGGGCAGCCGCAACGCAAGAACAGUUCUGGCGACUUUGACUUUGCCAUCAAGUACAAGCCGAAGCCUUCGAAGAAAACCAAAAGGUCACCCUCUACCUCGCCGUCUGCAAGCUACAUGCCAGUUGUCGCUCCCAAUGCCGGGUCCUCCAGUAGAGCCACACCUAGAGAUGACGACCUCGAACUCGCCCUCAGGCUUAGCAGCCUCGGCCCUGUCAGCCACGGCACACACAGGGAUGAUGAUCUGGAGUUGGCGUUGAAGCUCAGUCUCCAGGAGGCUACUGCCGACGACCACACGGGCCUCGGCAUACCUCAUGAAGAGUUUCCCAUGCUGGAGACCAAGGGUAAGGGCAAGGGCAGGAUGUGA